Molecule: messenger RNA, 1029 nt
Organism: Chanos chanos (milkfish)
Lineage: Eukaryota; Metazoa; Chordata; Actinopteri; Gonorynchiformes; Chanidae
Gene: cacng7a
Product: calcium channel, voltage-dependent, gamma subunit 7a
Exons: 5
Coding region: 1-1029 (342 amino acids)
Biological process (GO): neurotransmitter receptor internalization; neurotransmitter receptor transport, postsynaptic endosome to lysosome; calcium ion transport
Cellular component (GO): postsynaptic density membrane; AMPA glutamate receptor complex
Molecular function (GO): channel regulator activity; voltage-gated calcium channel activity
Source: RefSeq, a predicted model, not a curated record
AUGCAGAUGAGUUCGUUCAGCACCAGGGCGCUCACGCUUCUCUCCUCCGUGUUCGGGGCCUGCGGCUUGCUCCUGGUCGGGGUUGCCGUGUCAACGGAUUACUGGCUCCUGAUGGAGGAGGGAAUUGUGCUACAGCAGAACCAGACCACGGAGGUGAAGAUGGCUCUGCAUUCAGGCCUCUGGAGGGUCUGCUUCGUCACCGGGCCAGAGAAAGGGAGGUGUGUGGCAUCUGAAUACUUCACUGAGCCAGAAAUAGAGAUCACGACUGAAAACACAGCAAACAUACUGAAGAUGGUAAGGACAGCCACGCCCUUUCCCAUGGUUUCCCUCCUGUUCGUUUUCACCGCCUUUGUCAUCAGUAACAUUGGACAUAUCCGCCCCCAGCGCACCAUCCUGGCCUUUGUUUCUGGAAUUUUCUUCAUUCUCUCAGGUCUAAGUCUGGUGGUGGGGCUGGUCUUGUACAUCUCCAGUAUAAAUGAUGAGGUGAUGAAUAGACCCAGAGAGCCAGAGCAGUUCUUCCACUACCACUACGGCUGGUCCUUUGCAUUUGCCGCUAGCUCCUUUCUCCUUAAAGAGGGUGCGGGUGUGAUGUCUGUGUACCUGUUCAUGAAACGCUACGCUGAGGAAGAGAUGUAUCGGCCCCAUCCUGCUCUCUAUCGCCCCCGUCUGUCGGAGUGCAGCGAUUACAGCGGGCAGUACCUGCACCCAGAGUCCUGGCCUCCUCCGCAGCGCGGCCGCAGCGUGUCUGAGGUCUCCAGUGACAUCUCCAUCCAGCUAAACCAGACUCCUCCACCACCUCCACCCAAAAGCGGCGGCCCUUCGAAUCCUCCGUCCUCAGGUCCCUCCUCAGGGGCAAGUUUCCACCUCCCUGCACAUUCCUCCUCCUCCUCUUCCUCCUACCCUCACGACCUCCAUUCCCCACAUGCCGGUGGCCCUGCGCCCCAGGCCCUGCCCUUGGUCACGCCCCCUUCUCCGGUACCGCCUCCCCACUACCACGCACACAUGCGCAUGGGUGCCUCGCCCUGCUAG